CCUGGCAAGAGGGCAGCGGGGCUCGUCGCUGCUUCUUUCGUCCUGCAGAGCGAGGCAGAAGAAGGUUUUUUAAAAAAAAUUUCCAAGCAAGUUCAGAGGUCAUCCAUCAUGAGGACUUUAUCCCAGGAGUGUCUGAGAGGGAUUGCUCUGCUGCUCAUGUCCCAGACCGUGGUUUCCAUGGUAAUCCUCAAUUCGACGUACCUGGAGGCUAUGCUGGAGAAAUACAUGGAGGAUGAUGGAGAAUGGUGGGCGUCCAGACCAAGGGGCAAAAGGGCCAUCACUGAGAGCGAUAUGCAGCUCAUCCUUGACCUGCACAAUAAGCUCAGGGGUCAAGUCUAUCCACAGGCUUCAAAUAUGGAGUACAUGGUGUGGGACACGGAGCUGGAGAGGACUGCAGAGGCCUGGGCGGAAACUUGCUUGUGGGAACACGGUCCGGAAAGCCUGCUCCCCCACAUUGGCCAGAACCUUGGGGCUCACUGGGGCAGGUACCGACCGCCCACGUUUCAUGUUCAAGCCUGGUACGAUGAAGUGAGAGACUACAGUUACCCCUAUCCGCAGGAGUGUAACCCCUACUGCCCCUUCCGUUGUUCUGGGCCAGUCUGCACUCACUACACACAGCUCGUCUGGGCAACCAGCAGUCGAAUUGGGUGUGCCAUCAAUUUAUGUUACAAUAUGAAUGUCUGGGGCCAGAUCUGGCCUAAAGCCAUAUACCUGGUUUGCAAUUAUUCACCAAAGGGGAACUGGUGGGGACACUCACCAUAUAAGCACGGCAAGCCUUGCUCAGCUUGCCCACCCAGUUACGGUGGAGGCUGUAGGGACAACCUGUGCUACAAAGAGACUGGUACUGGUGCGCGCCCAUCCCCCAACGAAAGAGAGGAGAGCAACUAUGUUGAACCCGAAGUGCCCAGAACCCAAGGGCCUUGGCCGAGAGCAUAUUCCCCGACAGCGUCUCCCAGUGAGAACCUGGACAGGAACGACGUGACCAGCACGCAGCAGAUGUCUCAGCUGGUGACAUGUGACACCAAGCUGCGGGAUAAAUGCAAAGGAACCACUUGUAAUAGGUAUGAAUGUCCUGCAGGCUGCUUGUACAGCACAGGAAAAGUGAUAGGAAGUGCAUACUAUGAAAUGCAAUCCAGCAUUUGCAGGGCUGCCUUGCAUUAUGGAGUCAUAGACAACGAGGGAGGCUGGCUGGACGUUACGAGACUGGGAAGAAAGGAGUAUUUCAUAAAAUCCAAUAAACACGGUGUCCAGUCUCUAGGGAAAUACCAGAGUGCCAAUGCCUUUACAGUAUCAAAAGUAACAGUAAAAGCUAUCACUUGCGAAACUACCGUUGCACAACUGUGUCCGUUCCAGAAACCUGUAAGACACUGUCCCAGACUGUACUGUCCUCGCAACUGCAUGCAGGAGAACCCCCACCUGGCUCGAGUCAUCGGAACGCAGAUCUAUUCGGAUAAAUCCAGCAUAUGUCGAGCGGCCGUCCACGCUGGGGUCAUCCAGAACGACUCGGGAGGCUACAUAGAUGUGAUGCCUGUGGACAGACGGAGACAAUAUUUUGCCUCCUACCAGAACGGGAUAUUCUCAGAGAGGCUGCAGAACCCCCCUGGAGGCAAGGCAUUCCGAGCGUUUGCGGUCGUCUGAGCUUGUGCCUGCGGACGGCCGCGUCGCAGCAGAGAGCUUUAGAGCGCAAUGGGCGACAGUUUCGGUGCUUA
Molecule: messenger RNA, 1709 nt
Organism: Scleropages formosus (Asian bonytongue)
Lineage: Eukaryota; Metazoa; Chordata; Actinopteri; Osteoglossiformes; Osteoglossidae
Gene: crispld1a
Product: cysteine-rich secretory protein LCCL domain containing 1a
Exons: 15
Coding region: 109-1638 (509 amino acids)
Cellular component (GO): extracellular region
Source: RefSeq, a predicted model, not a curated record